GGUAUAGUCGGAAUAUAUAUAUAUAUAAAUAUGUCGAUGGAUUGGGUAUAGUGUCCGACCUACCUUCACGUCCAAACAUUGAUCUUCAGUUCAGUAUCACACUUCCCAUCCAUACCCCAAUCACUCAUACUUCGAUAAAAACAAAAACCAAACGAAAGAAAAGGAAGAUGACACUCCCCGCCCCAACUUUCCAAAUUCACUACUUCUCAACCGCAACCACCUACACCGGCAAACAGACCGAAUCCCUCCCCGCCCCACUACCCCUCAACCAACUCUUUGAUGUCCUGGAAUCCAAGUACCCGGGCAUUCAAGAGAAGGUGCUGAGUAGUUGCGGAGUGAGUUUGGGAGAGGAGUAUGUUGAUGUCAAUGAUUGCGAGGGGGUGACAAUCCAGUCGGGGAAUGAAGUCGCAGUUAUUCCGCCUGUUAGUUCGGGAUAAUCGAGAUUCUUCUUUCUUUUUCAAUUUUGACUAGGGAACGUUUAGCGAGUGAGGUUUGGGAUUGGGGGGUAAGGUCCAUCCUUGGUGCUACAUACAAUAAAUGACCAUGUUUGGGAAAGAAAAAAAAAAAAAAAAAAAAGAGGAUAAAAAAA
Messenger RNA from Aspergillus alliaceus, 589 nucleotides. Its product is annotated as MoaD/ThiS family protein. The transcript is spliced from 2 exons. Gene Ontology annotation, cellular component: cytosol. The record is from RefSeq and is a predicted model, not a curated record. Lineage: Eukaryota; Fungi; Ascomycota; Eurotiomycetes; Eurotiales; Aspergillaceae. Gene Ontology annotation, biological process: Mo-molybdopterin cofactor biosynthetic process. Bases 168 to 437 code for a protein of 89 amino acids.